AUUUUUAAUAAUUUUCUUUUCUUGUUAAUCUUGUACGAUGAGGCUGUAUGCAUUCCCAAAACGUUCCCUUUGCCGUUUAAAUGAACUGACCAUAACCUAUAUAAAAUGCUCAGAUUGAAAUUCGCGCAGCUUAACGACAACUCGUCGCCGACGUCACAUAACUGAUGAAACGCCAUUUCCCUCCAUUUCAUGUAAUCGCCGCCGCCGGCUCCGCUUCUUCCACCGCCAUCAGCUCUUCAUCUCCAAUAAUGUCUUAUCGAAACUCGGUGAGCUAGCUUCUCUGCCUUUUCCUUCUUUGGUCUAAAAAGAGCACCGGUUAUUGGAUUACAUUAGUUCCGUGUUUGGAAGUUCAUAAUCGUGUUAAUUGAUUACAGUACAGAGGUGGCCGAGGAUGGGGACGUGGUCGCCGGAGUUACUCGGACCGUCCAGUGGGUGAAGGUGAAGACCAUCCUCAUCAGUUCGUCGCCGGCGAUUCUCAUUUCCGGCAGGUCCAUAACGCCAAUCAAGGGUUUCGGCCGCCGUAUGGGAUGAAAAACUUUUCAGACUCCCAAUCUUCUACAACUAAUAAUACUUACCGGCCGAAGAAUUACAACCCUAGACCGCAGCCAGCACCGUUUAGGAAACCUUAUGGACCUUAUCCGCGGCCACCACCAUCCCAACAUCAGCAACCUUAUAGGCAGCCUAUGCCGCAAAAUGGCGUAAACCAGCAUCCUUACAGGCAGCCUCUGCCUCAGUAUGGUGCCAACAAGCAGUUUCGACCGGAGUGGCAGCCGCUGCAGCAGCAACAGCAGCGACAACAACAGCAGCAGCAGUUUAAACCAGGCCCCCCAAGAGGCUGGGACUAUCGGAAGUGGGAGUUUGCAAAACCGGAGCCGCCUCUUGAAUGGGGUACAUUCUUGCUCCAUCCCCUUUCUUCCAUGUCUGAGGUGCUCUUGAAGAGUUUUUAGAUGCAUUUUGAAGAGCGAUUUACGGUUCUAUCUUACAACAUACUUGCUGAUUACCUGGCUGCGGCUCAUCGUCAGCAGCUUUACUUUCACAUACCUGGCUACAUGAUGGACUGGGAGUGGCGUAAGAGAAACAUUGCCUUUGAGAUUGGGUUGUGGUCAGCUGAUAUACUUUGUUUGCAGGAGGUCGACAGAUUCCAAGAUUUGAAGGAAGAAUUGGGCCUUCGUGGAUAUAGUGGCAUUUGGAAGAUGCGAACUGGUGAUCCUAUUGAUGGUUGUGCAAUUUUCUGGCGGGACUCAAGAUUCAAGUUGCUGCAUGAAGAAUCCAUAGAAUUCAACAGGCUUGGUCUUCGAGAUAAUGUUGCACAGAUAUGCGUCCUUGAGUCUUUGUAUCUAUGCAAUGAUAGUGAUGCAGCAGUUUCUGCACCAAGCCUAAAAAGAGGAAAGCGAGUUGUGGUUUGCAACAUUCAUGUGCUUUUUAACCCUAAAAGGGGGGAUAUUAAGCUUGGUCAGGUAAGGGUGCUUCUGAGUCGCGCUCAUAGCGUCGCGAAGCUUUGGGAUGAUGCUCCUGUUGUUGUUUGUGGGGAUUUUAACAGCACUCCAAAGAGUCCAUUGUACAGCUUCAUUACCGAACAAAAGCUAGAUCUCUCAGAACUGCCUCGAAAUCAGGUUUCUGGACAAACUCCAGCAGAAACUCGUCCAUGGAAGCCAUCUAAUCCUCAUCCUGGGUCUUUGUCCGCCGAAAAUUCUUCUCAAGUUUCACCCACAGCAAUCCAUGAAUUAGGGACAGAGAACAGUGAGUCUGUAUCUGUACAGAAGCAAGAUUCUGCUAUUGAUAGUUCCGGAAAUAAAACUUCUGGGGAUGCUACCAUAUCGAUUUCUUUUUCGCAUGUGUUGAGAGAAGGUGUGAAAUCCAUGAACUUAGGAAGUGAAGAACUUGAUAAACAACUAAGAGAAAAUGAUACUGAAAUUGUAGGAGGAUGCAACUUUGAAAAUGAAUCCACAAUAACUGCAUCUUGUAACGACUUGGAGGACACUCCUGUUGCAUUGCAAGAUGUAGCUGCAUCCUCGGGCAGUCUUUUUAUGGAUGGAAAUCACGAUUCCCGUUUGUUGGAUGUAAAGACGGAGAGCUGCUCUUCGAAAGAGAUCCUUGAAGGCAGAAAUGGUAAUGACAAACCUAGUUUUCGGCCUGAGGAGGUCGAGUCAAUUGAAGAAUGUGCUAGCUUAGAGGGCCAAGCGGUCUGUCCUCCUGAAAGUGAGAUGCUGAAUGACAUUCCUGAUGUAGAUCCUGACAAUCUAGUUGUCGAUCAGUAUAAAUAUGAUUCAUCAGCUUGGACUCCAGCGGAAAUAGAAGCUGCGACCGGUAGUUCAUGUUGCAUGAUAGCGGAACACCCUUUGAAGUUACAUAGCGCAUAUGGAGAAGUUCAGGAUUGUUAUGGAACAAGAGAUUCAACUGGAGAACCUUCUGUAACCAGCUACCAUAAACGUUUCUUUGGCACUGUGGAUUACAUAUGGCGAUCUGAAGGCCUUCAAACUUCCAGGGUACUUGCUACUCUUCCAAAGCAUGCCAUGAUGUGGACGCAAGGCUUUCCAACAAAGAAGUGGGGAAGUGACCAUAUUGCGUUGGUUUCUGAACUGGCAUUUAGAGACAAUAUUUCCUGCCCAACUAGUGAAGUAAAGUUGGAGGAUGGUUCAUAACGUUUGAUAAUUCAGCAAGUGCACCUUCUGUACUCUAUUUUUUUUUUUUUCGGUAUUCCUUUGUUUUUAAUUCAGCACUUUGUGAACUAAAUCUUUUUCAUUCGUUUAGUUCAAUUUUUCGUUGCUUUAGCUUGAUGUUCGAGUUCAUACGAAGUUUUGUUAAAGGUCAUGAACUUGGUAGAAAAUGUGGUUUAUUUUAAAAGAACUUCCAUUCGGGAAACUGCUUGCUGUUUUUGUUUUUUUUUUUUU
Messenger RNA from Oldenlandia corymbosa var. corymbosa, 2891 nucleotides. Lineage: Eukaryota; Viridiplantae; Streptophyta; Magnoliopsida; Gentianales; Rubiaceae. The record is from the annotation of a GenBank genome assembly.